Messenger RNA from Staurois parvus, 322 nucleotides. Lineage: Eukaryota; Metazoa; Chordata; Amphibia; Anura; Ranidae. The record is from the annotation of a GenBank genome assembly.
GGACCCCAAGAUCAACAGCAAUUCGCAGAUGUCUGCCUCUAGUAGUCCAAGUGAGGAGAUUGCAAAACCGCUCCAGACCAGCGAUGGAUUUCGACCUCCACCUCCCCAGGUGAUGGCUAAACCCAAACUUCCACGGGACCAUCUAGCUUUGGCUCUAAGCCAAGGCCUCAGCUCAGAAAUACAGCUAAGUCGGGACUCUCUGCACUGCUCAAGUGGAUACAGCACACAAACCACCACCCCGUCAUGUUCCGAUGACACCAUCCCCUCUCAUGUUGCAGAUUACGAUUACAUCUCGUUACAUGGUGAACAAGAAGAGACAGAC